AUGAUGAAGAGGCGUUUGUCUGUCCGUGGACUUCAAAUGGAGCGGUCAGUGCAGGAAAACACCCUUCAUCAUGCCCUCGGGAAUGUUAUGGUCAUAGCUCGGAUUUUCGGUGUGCUUCCGCUUUCGGGGAUCAAACCUCCUGAUAAACCCGAAAAUGUUCGCUUUCGUUGGCUUUCCCCGAUUAUUCUGCUUUUCGCGGUGGUUUUCCUUUUUGUCAUCGGUGACUUUGUGCUGUCGACUAAGAUGGUAUUAAAUGAUGGACUGAAGAUGUACACCAUAGGCUCUUUAAAUUUCAGUGUGAUUUGCAUUUUCUGUUUCGGAGCCUUUAUAAAUCUGUCCCGCAAAUGGCCCUAUAUCAUCCGGAAAACUUCGUUUUCUGAGCGGAUAUUCCUGAAACCCUGCUAUAGUAGCCCCCAAGGACUCAAUUUCAGCCGAUAUCUUCGUCGUUGGGGAAUAAUCCUUUUGAUAACCGCCCUUUGUGAACACCUCACUUAUGUGGGAAGCGCCGUUUGGAGCAAUUACGAGCAAAUUAGAGAUUGUAAUCUGAAAGUGGGCUUCUUGGAGAACUACUUUCUAAGGGAACGCCAGGAAAUCUUCUCAGUGUUCAACUAUGACCUCUGGAUGGUUUUCUUCAUCGAAUGGAGCACCUUGGCAAUGACAUUCAUUUGGAACUUUGGGGACAUCUUCCUAUUUCUUCUGUGUCGAAGUUUGCAAAUUCGUUUUCAACAACUUCAUUGGCGUAUUCGUCAGAAUUUAGAAAACUCUGGAUCACAUGAAUUUUGGCAGGAAGUUCGUUCCGAUUUUUUGGAUCUCGAUGAUUUGCUCAAGCUUUAUGAUAAGGAGUUGUCUGGCUUGAUUUUGGUGUCCUGCGCCCACAAUAUGUACUUCAUUUGUGUGCAAGUCUACCAUAGUUUUCAAGUAAAAGGAACUUUUAUGGACGAGCUGUACUUCUGGUUUUGUUUGCUAUACGUCAUCACUCGCUUGAUGAAUAUGAUGUUUGCCGCUGCCUCGAUUCCCCAGGAAAUCAAGAGUAUUUCCAAUACACUUUACGAAGUACCCACAAAUUGUUGGUGCGAUGAGCUGAAUCGAUUAAGUGAGAUGCUCCGAAAUGAAACCUUUGCUCUCAGUGGAAAGGGUUUCUUUUAUCUCACCAGAAGGCUGAUCUUUGCAAUGGCAGCCGCUUUAAUGGGCUACGAGUUGGUUUUAUUCCGGCAGUUGGAAGGCGCCGUGGUGCAGAAAAGUAUUUGCAGCCGCGGACCCGGCUCCUCCAUGAGCAUUUUCUUCUCCUAG
Drosophila ficusphila is the source of this 1290-nucleotide messenger RNA. Its product is annotated as gustatory receptor for sugar taste 64d. Gene Ontology annotation, cellular component: membrane. Gene Ontology annotation, molecular function: sweet taste receptor activity. The record is from RefSeq and is a predicted model, not a curated record. Gene Ontology annotation, biological process: detection of chemical stimulus involved in sensory perception of taste; sensory perception of sweet taste. The transcript is spliced from 5 exons. NCBI's taxonomy places the organism in Eukaryota, Metazoa, Arthropoda, Insecta, Diptera, Drosophilidae. Bases 1 to 1290 code for a protein of 429 amino acids.